Messenger RNA from Vigna umbellata (rice bean), 1041 nucleotides. RefSeq lists its product as uncharacterized. The record is from RefSeq and is a predicted model, not a curated record. NCBI's taxonomy places the organism in Eukaryota, Viridiplantae, Streptophyta, Magnoliopsida, Fabales, Fabaceae.
CACUCAUUUUCUGCUCUCUCUCUGCAUUCUUUCACUUCUUCCUUUGCUCACUGCAUUCUCUCUCCCUCUCUCUCUCUCUCUCUCUAACCUAGUUCUACAUUUUUCGCUCAUCAAGUUUCUGUCUUUAAGCUAAUAUUGCUCAUCAUCUCAUCACUUCUCUGAUCUGUAUCUUCACUUUCUUUGACCCAGAUCAAAUUUUUGACCUUUUUUCCCUCUCUGUUUAUGCUUUCCUUCAAGCCAUUCAUAGAAAACCGCUGCUCCCAUCUGGGUUUAUCCUCUUUCUGGAUUUUUCUUAUCUGAUUUUGUGAAAUGGGUUGUCUUUGUUAUGUGGAAAAUUGAUUCAAGAUAGGAGAAUUUUGGUAGAGAAAUUUUAGUUCAUUUUUGUCAACAAGGGCUUUUAGCUAUGGGUAGAGGCAGAGGAAAAGGGAAGAAGCAAUCUGUUAUAACUGAGGAUCCUGGAAGUGAAGAGGAUAAAGUCCCAGCUUACAGAAGAAGAGGAAGACCUCUGAAGCCACUGACUGAUGAAAUUGAAGAAGUGGAAGUAGCUGAAACUAUAGAGAAAGAUGAGGAGAAUGUCAAGGGUAAUAAUGGCUCUACCAAUGAGUUGAAAACUCAACCUAUCACAAUAAAUAAAAGGAAAAGGAAGAGAUCUACACAGGUUAAAGAAAAGAUAGAUCCAAUGAAAGACGACAAUGGCAUCCUAGCAAAGUCAGGCCCUGAUGAUUCAAUAAAGUCUACCGGAUUCCGGCAGAAUGGGAGCCGGCGUAAGAACAAGCCUCGCCGUGCUGCUGAGGCCGGGGUAGAUUGCAAAUGAGCAGCAAGGUUGUCAUGAAAGUUCUGUUCUAAAAAGCCCUUGGAGUUGAUGGAGUUUUGUUAUCACCAGAGAGAGGGUUUGUUUGAUUGUGUAAGGCUUGUUAUGGUUGCUUGUUAUUGCUCAUUUUGUUCUUUGUAACUUCCAUAUGCUAUUUCUGAUUUUAAUUUUGAUGAUUCAUAGCAGACAGUGCUCCUUUAGUCUUCUAUAAAACUAUUGCAAAAAGAAAA